Messenger RNA from Poecilia reticulata (guppy), 1554 nucleotides. RefSeq names its product SFT2 domain containing 2b (gene sft2d2b). NCBI's taxonomy places the organism in Eukaryota, Metazoa, Chordata, Actinopteri, Cyprinodontiformes, Poeciliidae. Gene Ontology annotation, biological process: vesicle-mediated transport. Gene Ontology annotation, cellular component: membrane. The record is from RefSeq and is a predicted model, not a curated record.
UGCUGCACCUGUUGAGGUAAAAGUCUGUUCCUCCUGCCGGAAACUUUGACGGCUCACCUGGUCUACCUGGACCCACCGAWCCGCGGACUGCUGGGGAGGUUCUGGACGUUCUGCGGCGGUUCUGUAAGGAGACCGGGUUAAUGGAUAAACUGAAGCAGGUUCUGGGCGGACAGGACGGCGGCGGCGGCAGCUCGGAUGGGAGCGGCAUACUGGAGAGAGCCAAUCAGGCGUCCACUCUGGCCUGGGGGACCCGGAUGAAGGGCUUCCUCAUCUGCUUCAUACUGGGGGCCGUCUGCUCCAUACUGGCCACCUGCCUGCUGUGGAUCCCAGGGUUUGGACUUCCUGUGUUUGCUGUCCUCUACACCGUAGGAAACCUCUGCGCUCUGGCCAGCACCAUGUUCCUUAUUGGUCCRUUACGGCAGUUGAAGAACAUGUGUGCUAAGGUCCGAGCCCUGGCCACCACCAUCAUGCUGGUCUGCCUGGUUCUGACUCUGUGYGCUGCGUUCUGGUGGAAGAACAACGGCUUGGCGCUGCUGUUCUGUGUGCUGCAGUUUCUGGCCUUCACCUGGUACGGCCUGUCUUACAUCCCAUUCGCCAGGGAUGCUGUCACCAAGCUGUUCUCCCUCUGCAUGUAGAGCCACCAGUCAGGACGCAGGAUGCCAGAGUGUGUAUCCAAUCAGGAAUCAGGGUCUUUAUUUAUUAAUACCUUUUUAUUUAAUUUUCCAUUUUAACGUCAAAUAAAGCAGCUUUAGUUUUCACAUUUCACAUUCAGGCUUUUAGAAAUUAAACACUACAGGACAGCCAAAGAACCGUUUGAGUAAAAAUAUGAAUCAAAUCAAAAUAAAAAAUAAAAUUUAUUUAAAACUACGGUGGAGUUUUAGGGCCAGACUAAGAGGAUUUAUUAGUUACAAGAAUAUAAGAAUAAAAAUGUAACGUUAACAGAAGAAAGUCGCAGAAUUACAAGAAAAAUCUUUUUUCAAUAAAAAAAGACGUUAUUCUUGUACUAUUAUGACUUUAUUCUCAUGCUAUUAUGAUGUCACUUCACUCUCAUAAUUUUGAUAAACUAAAUUCUUUUAGUCUGACCCUAAUUCUACAUUGUAAAAAAUAAAUAAAYGUGUUACAUUUUAAAGCAUUUAGGUCACAUUUCUGCUGUUGCAGCUUUUUUAUCAGUAGCUUGUCCUUUGACACAAUUAAACAUUUCAACAUUUGAUUAGAACCUGAUUGAUUCAUGAAAAAAAAACACAAACCUGAUGAAAAUCUUUUGGUAUCUGCCUGCGUUCAGUCACCUAACGAACGAAGCUUCAGCUGUUUUUUAAUACUUAAUCGUCUGAUCAGAAAACAUUUCAGAUUUGCUAAUUAUUCAGAGUUUGUAUUAUAAUCAUAACUUCAGUGUCUGGAUGUGAACCUGUUAUUAUUGUGUUACUGUAACAAGUUCAGUUGGUCCUGAAUGGUCAAAUCUGCCCAAAUUUCUAAGGACAGUUCACAAAGGUUUUUAUUUAUGGAACAACAUAAAGGUCAGAAAAGUGAAAUAAACAAAAAAACAAAAACAUGAAA